Molecule: messenger RNA, 2408 nt
Organism: Polypterus senegalus (gray bichir)
Lineage: Eukaryota; Metazoa; Chordata; Cladistia; Polypteriformes; Polypteridae
Gene: fndc10
Product: fibronectin type III domain containing 10
Exons: 1
Coding region: 686-1477 (263 amino acids)
Source: RefSeq, a predicted model, not a curated record
CAGAAAAUAUGUAUGUGCUGGCUUGUACAUGAAAUUCAAAAUUCAUAUAUGUUAUGCAAAUCCUUCCCUGUAAAGUCUGGAUAAUAUAACUUUUGAAUAUUUUUACUCAUUUAUUUAAUCAUUCAGAUAUGAAUCUUACACCUGCAAAAUGUUACAUGAAGGAAAGACUUUAAUGCAAAUUACACAUUACCAUGCACUUUCAAGUCCCCUUAAAUAAUUUCAGUUAUAUAGUUUUUUUGUGCAUAUAUGGAGAGAGAGAGAGAGAGAGAGAGAUUAUAACGUGUAUGUGUGUGAAUCAUCAAAUUUAAACAGCCUUUCACAAAGACUGCAGUCACCCCAAAGUAUAAAAUGGUCAGUUUGGCUUCUACAGGAUAUACACUUUGCUUGUUUUCCAAAUAUUUAACUAGUAGGCCUCAUUCUCUGGUACUAGAAACAGGUACCGUGGUACCACGUCCUGGAUGUUUCCUUUCCCUACUUUGUUUGUGUCAUUCUUUGUGUCCUCUUGGUUUGUACCCCCUCCUUAAAGUCCUCUACCCUUCGUGCCCCCCGUCCGCCCCUCCUUUUCAAUGCCGCUGCGCCUGUGCGUGAGUCGUGCUGCUGACACUGGGGACUCUGCUCCGGCGCGUCGUAACGGACCGAUGUGUCUCCGGUGAUCUAGGUUGCUUUUGUUGCCGUUAGCGACACGAUGUCCGCCUCGCUACACUGCCUCCUGCUCCUCGCCACUGUGUGCCGGGAAUGGGCACUGGUCUCCUCCUUUGCGGGGGCCUGCAGCUCGGAGAGCGGCCGGACGCGCAAUUCGGAGCCGCGGCGGCAGCGACGGAGUGAUGUGGACGGUCCUCUCGCAACCUGCGCUUACAAGCUCCUGCAUACCGGCACUAGUGGCGGCCUUUGCUUUCGGACCCCAGAGCGCGGCUUCCGAUGCCAGGAAAAGCUCUGUACCAGGUAUCGCUCAGCAGGACGCGGCACGCUUGUAGCCAACGUGCUAAAGAACGGCAGUGCACUUCUGCAGUGGCGGUUCCCGGCGAUUUCAGGGCUGCGAGGUUUUCAGCUGGGCUGUUGGUGGAACGGCACACAUACACAGUUCCAGUGCGACAGCGUGUGGUUGGGCGCAGGGUGCUCCGAUUACCUGCUUGCAGACGUGCACGAUAGCGUGCGUUAUCGUAUCUGCCUACGGCCGCUGUACGCCGCGAACGCCAGCAACGGCGGACCCGGAGACUGCGUGGACUUCAGCGCCGAACCAGCUGGCAUGCGGGAUAUCGUCAUCGCCAUGACGGCGGUGGGGGGCUCCAUCUGCGUCAUGUUGGUGAUCAUUUGCCUGUUGGUGGCUUACAUCACGGAAAAUCUUAUGCAUCCUGCAUUCAAAGGUGGAGGCCCGCUGCGGGCAAGUGCCAGCACCCAGACGGACAGACGUGCAAGGCUGGCGCUGGUUGUGCGGGAGGAGCCAGACAGUGAACUGCACAAGGCGGGCAUGCUGUAGUUACUGUGUAUGACGUCUGGUGUGGACCUUACGUAGAAUUGCGCCAUUGUGUUCCACUAUGGUGAGCGACCUCCCUUUGAACGGAUGAAAGUUCAGCUCGGUAUUGUCACCUCAGGGUCUGCAGUGCCACAGAGUCAUUAAGACUGAAGGGCCUCACAAAGCCCCUGGAUGGUCACAAGUGUGUGUGUGUUUCCUUCUCUCACAUUGUGUGCCCAGUCAAGCUUUGUUAUUGCUAGAUUAGAAUAGAUUCAGCUCCUGAUAGAGUAGAAACCAUACUGGAAGCAGGCCAACUGUCUCUUGGCUCUGGCACAGUACAGCAUUGAAUGGUUUCCAGUGACACAGCUGUCAUGUAACUGGACUGGGUGCCUGGAGUAAAAACUUGUCUUUUUUGCAGAUGAAUUUUCCUGGACAGAUAAUUUCUUUAAAAUCUGACAAGUUGUGAGCCAAAUGAGUUUGUGAAACAUGCUUUUGGAUCUUGCUGCAUUUUCCUAGCUCUUGACAUUUUGGUACUUCCCAGCUGAAUUUAAAGGGGCAUGCCAAUCAGCAUGCUUUUCCAGUAUGGAAGUAGGACUUAGUAAUAUUGAUCAUAGCUUUACUGUUGUAUUCCAAAUUAGAUUAAAUAAACAUGGCAGUGGUAUCAUGUAUUGAGUAAUUUGAUUGUUUAACCAGUUCUAUUAGCUGUCAUUUAAACAGCUCAGUCAGGUGCAUGGUGUGACCUGAGUGACUUUUAUGGAUAUAGUUUAACUGCGUCCUGUGCAUUAGCACUGUGUAGUCAUCAAAACAACUGGAGACAUGUUUAACUUACUGCUCCACAGGGAAGCUGAAAUCUACCAUCAUGCUGACCAGAGAAGAACUGAAUACAGAAUAUGAAGCGGAAUCUAUGCAGUUCUUUUGGAAGUCUUGUCAAUUAUUACAAAUUCUACAAUAUAAA